GUGAAGCUUUUUCUCUGCUUUUGUCUUUGCCUCCUGGAUGUUUCCUCUGCAGCUGAACAGGCUGGCAGGCAGCCUGCGAUGGGACCCUGCUCAGCAGACCCCCACCUCUGCUGGGCCUCCUGGCUCCUGGGAUUCACCAGCCUCCUCCUCAGUGUCUGCAGCACUGGGGUCAAGAGUUCUGGAGCACAUGGUUCUGGAGUUCAGGAUUCUGUAGUCCACGGUCCUCUGAAGGAGAUCCGAGGAGGUUCUGUGUUGUUUCGUGUGAUCAAGGAGCCAGAAACCAAGCUGGAGGAGAUCUCGUGGGGCUUUGGCCCUGGCUUAAAAUACAGAGUCAUGCUGCGAGUCCAUAGCGGGGCAGAAGAGGCUCCAACCUGGGUCAGCCUCCAGGCCAAGUACAAGCAGAGGGUCCAUGUGCCUAACAUAACAUCCCUGAGGAUUGAGAACUUGACCCGUGAGGACAGUGGGCCCUACCGGGCUCGAGCCAGCUUAACUGGAGGACUGGAGUCUAGCCAGAUUUUCCACCUCAUUGUCUACGAGCCAGUGCCCCAUCCCCAGAUCCUGGUCCAGUCACAGUCCAUCACAGCAGGCUGGUGCAACGUCACCCUGGAGUGCAGGGCUGUGCAGGUCACAGAGGACCUGAAGGUGACCUGGGAGAGCAAGGGCCUCCCCAGGGAGCUGGAACAGACAGGGACACCAGGACUAGCACCUAACUCCUGGAUCCUGACUGUGAGCCUGCCUCUGAGCCAGCCCAGUGCCAGCCUCACCUGUGUGGUCAGCAACUCCGAGGACAAGAAAACUGUCACCUCCGCUGUUGGGGAGGUCUGUGCCCAUGCCUGGAACACCUUGAGGGCAGGGGCCAUGUCUUGUUCUACUCUGAAUACCUGUGCCAAGCACAGCUUCUGGCACAGUUUGUUCACGGUGUUCCAGUGA
Molecule: messenger RNA, 930 nt
Organism: Ceratotherium simum simum (southern white rhinoceros)
Lineage: Eukaryota; Metazoa; Chordata; Mammalia; Perissodactyla; Rhinocerotidae
Source: RefSeq, a predicted model, not a curated record